GUUUGUAUUUACAUCUGGGUCAAAGAUUACCAUUUUACCCCUAUAAAUACAUCUUGCUCCUUAAGCUCCCACUAAUCUUCCAUUGAACAAUUGAUUUAUAGUCCAACUUAUGAACCAUAACCCUCCGUUUUAUGAGAGGAGGGGCCCCGUUGUUCAAGAUAAGGCCUCAUCGCUUAAGAAAACAACCUAUCUACUAACCUUAAGUCAGGUAGGAGUUAAUUCCAUAUUGAAAAGCUAUGUUCCCAGCUAUUUAUUUGGUUUAAUCCGUAAAAUGGGAGGCUUAUUGUACCGGAGGAAAGUGCUGACUCGUGGGGCUGGUUUUUGAGGAAUUUAUGGGAUCAUGUGGUGCAUAGAAGGGAGGGAAUGUGUUUAAUUUCAGAUAGACACAAAGGCAUUAUAUCUGCAGUCAGAAACCCUAGCAACGGUUGGGUUGGAGUACACCACAGAUUCUGCUUGCGACAUGUGGCGAGUAAUUUUAACGACAAGUUCAAAAAUAGUUUAUUGAAGAGUUCGGUGUAUAGUGCAGGAUCAAAAUUUCAAGUUCGGAAGUUUAAUGACUAUAUGACCGAACUUCAAACAGCAAAUCUUAAUUGCUUGCGAUAUUUUGCUUCCAUAGAUCCUAAGAAGUGGACACAGUCACAUGAUGGUGGUCAUCAUUAUGGAUGGCUAACCACGAAUGUGGCCGAAAGUACAAAUGUUGUUCUGAAAGGAGCUAGAAAGCUACUAAUCACUGCACUAGUCCAAGUAACAUUCUACCAAACUAUUGCUUAUUUCACUACUUGUCAUGUAGAAAUAGAGAUUGCCCUUGGAUCGGAAGAGUGUUUCACGAGGUAUGCGGUAAAGAAAAUAAGUCGUUGGGAACAACUUGCAACUAAACAUUCCGUCAACAUAUUUGACCAUUGAACAGGGUUAUAUGAAGUCACCAUCUCAAUCAACCCAAUAACACUAAAGGGUGGAAACACACACCAAGUAAAGUUAAGUGAAAGAACAUACACAUGUAAUAAGUGGCAGAGUUUUGGAAUCCCCUGUUCUCACACUAUGGCUGCGUGUAAGACCAUUGGGGUAGACUACUUUCACUACAUUGAAGACUAUUACAAAAUUUCCACCUACCUGGCAUGUUAUUCACCCUAGUUCGAGCCCAUCCCUGAUAAAAAAUAUUGGUCUGAUCCUAACUUCCCAACUAUUUAUCAAGACGAAUCAUGAGUUAGGAAGGUUGGUAGACCAUGUACUUCUCGCAUGCAAAACGAGAUGGAUUGGAGGGAACGUUACAAGACACGGUGCACAACUUGCAGACAAGAAGGGCAAUUGAUGGAAUUAUCCCAAUCGAGCUCGUGAUGCGA
Messenger RNA from Benincasa hispida (wax gourd), 1340 nucleotides. The record is from RefSeq and is a predicted model, not a curated record. NCBI's taxonomy places the organism in Eukaryota, Viridiplantae, Streptophyta, Magnoliopsida, Cucurbitales, Cucurbitaceae.